Messenger RNA from Manihot esculenta (cassava), 724 nucleotides. Its product is annotated as antifungal protein ginkbilobin-like protein. The transcript has a single exon. The record is from RefSeq and is a predicted model, not a curated record. NCBI's taxonomy places the organism in Eukaryota, Viridiplantae, Streptophyta, Magnoliopsida, Malpighiales, Euphorbiaceae. The coding region runs from base 140 to 553 and encodes 137 amino acids. Gene Ontology annotation, cellular component: plasmodesma.
AAUAGACAAUGUACUGGUAAACACAUAGUGGAGUUGGUGGAGAAACCAAAGAGAACCCACCGGGCCUCCGCCAUUAAAAGUCAAAGAAAGCUUCAUUAAAUCAAAGCAAAAAACCAAAGAGAGCAAGGGAGACAGAGAGAUGGGUCUUUCUCCAAAAUUGGCAACAACAAUCAUAUUAUCUUUCCUUGGCUUCUUUCUAUGCUCCAUUAAUGUUUCAAGCCUUCCCAAUACAGCAGUGCAGACAGUUCUCUGCAACUCUGGAGUUUACUCAAAGGGUGACCCAUUUGGCGUAAGUCUAAGCUAUGUUGUUGAAGAAUUAGAGACUGCGACGCCAAGAAGCAAGAAUUAUGACUACUACAACAUCUCUCCUUAUCCAAAUGCUUUUGCCUAUGGCCAUGCUGCAUGCAGCCAAAAUCUCACUUCUUCGGAUUGUACAACUUGUCUAGAUGCAGCUAAAACAACCAUGUUUUCCACUUGUCAAAGCCGGAUUGGGGCUCGUUCUGUGCUCCAUGAUUGUACAAUUAGGUAUGAGCAAUAUCCAUUCACUGAUUAAGCAGCAUCCAUCUGGGAAAUUAACCUUAUCUGCUUAAAUGUCUCGUUCAUAUUGUAUUAAGGCUUUAUUCCUUCAUUAUAGCCUUCUUUUGUCUGAUUUGGGACUCUCGUAGAGAGAGAGAUCUGUCUGUCCAUUAAGUAAAGAUGAAUAAAUUAUUAAUAAUAAGGCUAA